AUGCCCUUCCUCAAGACGUGGUCAGCACUGGUGCUGCUCAGUGCUAUUUCCUGCACUUCAGCUCAAUCUUACGACUACAUAAUCGUAGGUGGCGGGACAGCGGGCUCAGCUCUGGCUACCCGCCUGAGUCUUGGUCUUCCAAAUGCCUAUGUCUUGCUUCUCGAGGCUGGCCCGUCUGCUCUAGACGAGCUCCGUAUCAAUGUACCUGGUCUGAGAGGCUCAAUACUGGGGACGCAAUAUGACUGGAACUUCACUUCAGUUGGCCAGAGCGCUCUCGGUGGCCGUCAGAUCCCCGUCAACCGCGGCAAGGUUCUGGGUGGCUCGUCAGCCAUGAACUACCUUUGCUAUGACCGCGCUGCUGCUGCCGAGUACGAGGCUUGGGGCGAGAUGGGUAGCGGAGGCUGGUCGUGGGAUGUCAUGAUCGAGGCCAUGACCAAGUCGGAGAACUUUACGGGCUCCGACAAAGACCCUCGUGGUCGUUCUGGCCCCAUCCGUAACACCUACAACCGUGUGGUGUAUGAUGUCCUCAACACAUGGCAACCGGCCGGAACGGAACUCGGUCUUCCUAUAAACGAGGAAGGUAACAUGCACGGCAACCCCAUUGGCAUCAUGUUCCAGGGCACCAACAUCGACAAUACCGACUAUUCCCGGUCUUACAGCGCCAACAGCUAUCUUCCACUUGCAGGGUCGAACCUCGAGGUGAGGACCAAUGCCCAGGUCGUUAAGGUCAAUCUUAACAAGACUUAUGGCAACGAUUACACUGCCACUGGUGUGACACUGGCCGAUGGCACGGUUGUCAACGCUGUCAAAGAGGUCAUCUUGUCUGCUGGUUCUAUUCAAAGUCCUGGUCUGCUCGAGUUGUCUGGUAUUGGUCAGACUGCUGUGCUCAAAGCCGCCGGUGUUGAGCCGCUCAUUGACUUGCCUGGCGUCGGUGAGAACUACCAAGACCAUAUCCGCACGUCCAACGUUUAUCGUCUCAAGGAUGAGUUUGACUCCUUCGAUGCGCUCAUCUUUGACUCCAGCGGUGCUAACGCCACCGCUGAGCUGCAAAAGUGGAUCGAUGGCGAGGUGUCUCUCUACGACUACACGACCGCGGCAUACGGUUUUCUGAAUUGGGGGCAAAUAAAUCAAUCGGCUCAGGCCGAGAUCAUUGCUCUUGCAGAGGCGGAGUUUGGCAACAGCACCAACCCCAUUGACAAGAAGAAGCUCGAGUUCCUCAAAGACGACUCCGUCCCGGACUAUGAACUCAUCUUUGACGCAAACUACGUGGGCGCGGCCGGAUACCCUGGUUCUGGCAAGUUCAUUACCAUCUUCAGCACCGUCAUGCAUGCCCUCAGCCGGGGCAACGUGCACAUUGAUCCCGCGAACCCCACCGGCAAGCCCAUCAUCGACCCUAAGUUCCUGAGCAACGAGCACGACAUCAAGGCCGCUGUCGAGGGCGCCAAGUUUGCGCGCAAGAUUGCCGAGACGGGACCCCUCAAGGCCGUCUGGGAAGUUGAGAUGGAGCCUGGCCCGGAUGUUCUGACUGACGAUCAGUUCCGUGAGUUUGCCGUCAACACGGUCACGAGUUUCUACCACCCGGUCGGAACCUGCUCUCUUCUUCCCAAGACUGAGGGUGGGGUCGUCGAUGCUGAUCUGCGGGUUUAUGGUACGCAGAAUCUGCGAGUAGUCGACAACAGCAUUGUGCCCGUUAUUGUAUCUGGCCACAUCCAGACAGCUGCGUACGGUGUUGCUGAGGUGGCGGCUGCGAAGAUCAUUGCGAAUGCUAUUUGA
Colletotrichum tamarilloi is the source of this 1773-nucleotide messenger RNA. RefSeq names its product GMC oxidoreductase. The record is from RefSeq and is a predicted model, not a curated record. Bases 1 to 1773 code for a protein of 590 amino acids. The transcript is spliced from 2 exons. Gene Ontology annotation, molecular function: flavin adenine dinucleotide binding; oxidoreductase activity, acting on CH-OH group of donors. Lineage: Eukaryota; Fungi; Ascomycota; Sordariomycetes; Glomerellales; Glomerellaceae.